GCUCAUUGGGAUUUUUUUAUUUUUCACCGCACAUGAAGGCCUUUCGAAGCGUCUUGGAGGGGGCACGUAACGUGCUAGUGCUUACUGGUGCCGGAAUAAGUGCUGAGAGCGGCGUGCCCACAUUUCGUGGCGAGGGUGGUUUGUGGCGCAGUUACAGAUCAGAGGAUCUUGCUACCCCUUACGCCUUCUAUGACAAUCCAGGCUUGGUGUGGGAAUUUUACCACUACCGCAGAGAACUUGUUCGGCAGAAGGAGCCCAACGCAGGUCAUCUAGCUUUAGCUAAGGCGGAAGACUUGUUUACACGUGAUAGGAGAUCGUUCACCGUGAUCACUCAGAAUGUUGAUGGACUUCACCUAAGAGCUGGCUCAAAAAAUGUCAUCGAACUUCACGGCAGUCUUUACAAAACACAGUGCACCCGGUGUUCCGACGUACAACACAACGAAGAUAGUCCCAUUUGCGCUGCGUUAGCAGGAAAAGGAUCACCUACUUUCAAUCCCGAAGCACAUUCGCAUAUCCCAGAAGAAGAUCUGCCUCGUUGUAAAAAACCCUCCACACAGCAUGCUUCCAGAAUUUGCAAUGGCUUGCUUAGACCGCAUGUCGUCUGGUUUACCGAGCCUCUCCAGUCUGAUGUUUUACGCCAAGUGGACAUUGCCAUGUGCAGCGUAGAUGCUUGUCUGGUGGUUGGAACUAGUGCAUUAGUGUAUCCGGCUGCUCAGUACGCCCCUGAUUUGGCAGCCCGAGGAGUUCCAGUUGCAGAAAUUAAUUUGGAGCCCACUCCGGCUACAGAUAAGUUGAGCUUUUUCUUCCAAGGAAAAGCAGGAGAUAUUCUGCCUCAGUUGUUCGACUCAUUAGACUUACGGUGAAAUCCAUUUCUUCCCGGUGCCGCUUUCCUUCUGCCUUCACCAGGCGGCUUGUCAUACUGUUUUAACCAGACUUUGGGUCGUAUCUAUGAUCAUAUUCACUUGCUGUAUAUUUCUUCUAUCUUUUCCCUCCUGCGCGGAGAUCGAUUCUUAUUUUGUCCACACGCCCACUGUCCCUCAUUUUGCCACAAAUUACUCCCCGUGUUCCCCACACUCACCUUGGGACCAUUCAGAGUUUGCGACUCACCUGUCUUUUCGAACUGUGAUCCAUUCUUGGACCCUUCGCUGUGGCACGUCAGUUUCUCUUCCAUAUCAUGGGCUUCCCAUGUACAGACUCAGGUGGGUAAAAUAACAAAACCGGUACAUUGUAAUCACAUCAACCCUAAAUCCACCCUGACACC
Messenger RNA from Dicrocoelium dendriticum, 1261 nucleotides. Lineage: Eukaryota; Metazoa; Platyhelminthes; Trematoda; Plagiorchiida; Dicrocoeliidae. The record is from the annotation of a GenBank genome assembly.